Molecule: messenger RNA, 2860 nt
Organism: Annulohypoxylon maeteangense
Lineage: Eukaryota; Fungi; Ascomycota; Sordariomycetes; Xylariales; Hypoxylaceae
Product: zf-UBP-domain-containing protein
Exons: 2
Coding region: 218-2368 (716 amino acids)
Biological process (GO): Ras protein signal transduction; protein ubiquitination
Cellular component (GO): cytoplasm
Molecular function (GO): zinc ion binding; ubiquitin protein ligase activity
Source: RefSeq, a predicted model, not a curated record
CAUCCCUAAGCUCAUAUUAUUAUCAAAGCGGACUUUUACCUGCUAACUUUAACAAUGGGAGAAGUUGCCAACUAUUACAAUCUGCAACAAACAUUCCUGGUUUCAUUUAGUUUGCGAAUUGCAGACAUUCUUCCGCCACAUGAGUUGGCGCAAUUCCCAAGAUAUGCCUACGGUUAACUUACUCGAAGAAUACUAUACACUUCUAAAGAGUUAGGCCAUGCCUGCAUAUUAUUAUCAUAUUAAAUUUGAAACCUAUCCUACGCCGACUCCAACUCCACAAAGGAAAGGAAAGGUAUCGCAAUCAUACGAGAGUCCUAUUUGGCAGCCGAGAGAAACUUCGAAUAUAUUCGACAACCUCCCGUCGCAUUCUCGACCACAGACGGCGGCCGCGCUUCACGAGUACAAAGUAUCGUAUGGCCCACAGCGACAUCAGACCCCGCCUGUCCAUGCAAAUGUCAACCCGAGUGUUAUCGAUUGCGGCGCCCCUCGACCACUUGAAGCUCAAGACGAUCGCAAUAUCAUACGACUUAGCGAGAGACAACACCGACAACGAACGCUCAGCUACCCGCCUCCCCAAUCAUAUAUUGCCAUAAAUCCGCAGACUGCAGUUAAGGACUGGAGAUUCGGACAGCUCCGGGUCGAGAGCAUUGACGUGGACGGCUACGAAGGUAUGCCGACAACAUCUGCAGCGGCGGCCGCUGUCGGCCCCUCUAUGGGAGGUGCUGGCAAGGCUACGAAGGCAAGAUAUGUUCCGUUGACUACUUCGAAGAAUACCGAAUUAGGUUGGGGUAUCGUUCAUCUAUACCGCGAAGAUACAGAGAACUCGGAGCUUAUGGUGUCAUCUGAUCAUAUAGCUGAUGGAGAUGAAGAACAAGACGGGGCACAAACCGACUGCACAACAGUUUGUAUUCCGGCGGUUCCAAGCUAUCUUUCCCCAAGCGAUUUUCUCGGUUUUAUGGGUGACAAAUGGAGGGAUGAAGUUAGUCAUUACCGUAUGGUCAUGACAGGGCGGAUGAACAGAUACCUUGUUCUCAUGAAGUUUAGAGAGAGUAAGCUGGCGCAGCUUUUUAGGCGCGUAUUCGACGGCAAGGUAUUCAAUAAUGUUGAGCCGGAGACGUGUACCGUCGCCUUCGUAAAAUCUGUUACCUUCGAGAGUCCAACUGGGUCGAAUGGCAGUUUUCCGGAUCUUAGCCAUGAUCCAUUUACGCCAUCCACUUCAGCAACGUCGAACUCACUUAAACCCUUCCCACCACCAACACCAAAUUUAAUCGAAUUACCUACUUGUCCCGUCUGUCUAGAACGAAUGGAUAAUACUACAGGUUUAUUAACAAUUCCUUGCCAGCAUGUAUUUCACUGUUCAUGCCUGCAGAAAUGGAAGGGAUCCGGCUGUCCUGUUUGUCGACAUACAAACCCGACACCACCAUCCUCCUCCUCAAAUGCUCAUAUGUCAACUUCCCACGACCCUAAUAACCCAUAUACCCAGCCUUUCGGUUCGCGUGUAUCUAAUCUGUGCUCGGUUUGUGAUUCACCUGAUGACCUCUGGAUAUGCCUUGUCUGCGGCAACGUAGGCUGCGGACGAUACAAAGGAGGUCACGCAAAAGAGCACUGGAAGGACACGGCCCACACGUUUUCAUUGGAGUUAGAAACACAGCAUAUAUGGGAUUACGCUGGAGAUAUGUGGGUACAUCGCUUAAUUAGGGACAAGGGCGAUGGUAAGGUCGUUGAAUUGCCUGGUCGUCAAGGAGGGCCCUUAAGACCCGAUGAGCUUGAAGAUCAGGACGUUGUACCUCGAGCCAAGCUUGAGAGUAUCGGCAUGGAGUAUACUCAUCUACUCAGUAGCCAGUUGGAGAGUCAACGUGUCUAUUUCGAAGAGAUGCUCUCGAAAGCUGCAGACAAAGCAGCUCAAGCAUCAGCAGCUGCGGAGAAGGCCGCAGCCCAAGCGUCACAGGCAUUGAAAGAACUAAAAGAACUGAAGGCUGAACAGCAUCAACUACGCACCGAGGCAAUACCGGCACUCGAAAAGGAUUUAGAACGCGAGCGCAACCGCUCAGUCAAAUCAACUGAUCUUGCGCGAGGGUUAGGAAAGAGCCUCCAAGAGGAGAAGAAGGUGUCAGAAGGACUGAUGAAGCGAAUUGAACAUACAAAUAAGGAGCUCGAGAGCCUAGGUGAGCAGGUCAAAGCGUUGCAGAUAGAGAACGCAGAUCUGAAGGACCAGAAUCAUGACUUGACGAUGUUCAUUUCAGGUCAGGAGAAGCUCAAGGAACUAGAAGCUGAGGGUAAAGUUGAAGAGGGCGAGGUUCAGGAGGGAAGUGUUUCCAUACCCGAGGACAGGAGACGGCGGAAAGGAAAAGGCAAGGGCAAGAAUUAAACCCCUUAUCAAGCUCCGAGAGACAUCCAUUGCCCCCUAUACCGGUAUCAUCGGUAAUAGAUAGCGGUUUGCUGUCAUCGGAGACGCAUUGGAGACGUAUCAGAGACGCACGGAAUCAAACGGAGACCAUUGCGACCCGAGACAAAUUGCUAGCGUGCGUAAUGCAACGCCCGUCAAGAGAGAUUAGGGAACCUAGAAGUGCAAAAAUGAUGUGCUCAGUUAUGAUAUAAAGCUUGGAUACGAGUGCUCAAGGAUGCUUUAUCGCCGCUACGAAUCCAUUACAAAACUGCAACUGUGCGGCACUGAGAUAUCUAUAUGGUGCACGCUCCAGUGGCGUUCGAUAUGCAGCAGCGCAAUUCCGGUUUGAUUAGGUGUAUGUCUCGCAUUUCGUAUCAGUGUCUAUGAUUGCCACAUAUUACAUAGUAUAUUCUUCGACCUGCAUGAUCCAGGCAUGGCUUAUAUGGAGCUGGCUCUGCGAUCUGUGUGAUACCC